Messenger RNA from Rhizophagus irregularis DAOM 181602=DAOM 197198, 352 nucleotides. The record is from RefSeq and is a predicted model, not a curated record. Lineage: Eukaryota; Fungi; Glomeromycota; Glomeromycetes; Glomerales; Glomeraceae.
AUGAUAUUUUGUUUUGUGAUAGGUACCGAUCUUGGUAGCGUCUUUAAAGUUGUCGGCAAGGAAGAAACGACCAUUGCGGAGCUCAAAGAUAUGAUCUAUGAGAAGAAUAUGAACGAUUUCAAAGACAAAAAAAUUGAUGCCAACAAGUUGAACCUAUGGUUGGUUGAUAUUCCUUACGAUACAAAUAACUCUAAACUGAGUACACUUCAAAGCAGACGUGAUAUGGAUAAAGAAAAUAUUAUUAUACAAGAACUCGGAGGUAAAAAGUUGUCUCCAGUUGAUGAUAUUGGCGACAUCUUUACGUCUAACUCCAAGAACAUUCGUAUCAUCGUACAACCUCCGGCCACUACUG